AGUGCCAUCUGCCCCUCCAGGUCGCCGGAGCCGUCCAGCGCCGGCGAGAGGCGCAGGUCCUGGAGCGCAUCAAGCGCCGUCUGGACCUCCAACUCUGGUGGGUGGUGGUAGACGGCCGGCAACGAGUUCGGGGUCGUCGGGGGAGGGCUCCAUGGCCGGCGGGAUGGCCAUCGAGCGAUGCAGGAUCUGGUGGCCGCGCCAAGAGCUGCAGCUCGAGCAGGGGCCCGAUUCUGCAAGGCUCAUCCUGUUCGGAUGGUUCUUCACCAGCUCCGGCUGUCUCGACAUUGUCGUCUCCGCAGCUGUUCCCCAGGAUCAGAUCCUGCGGUCUUUUGCCACCCUCGACGCUCUCCAGACCAUCGUUCUUUCCUCGAAUAAAAGGAUGCCAGUAAGCCUGCAAGAAUCUUCUACAUUUACCAUUCUUGGGGAUUGUGGCCGACAUUUCCUUGGAGAGCUAGAAGAAUACUGCUGUACUAAACAGUUGCCCUUGGAUGCACAAUUUGUUCGGAAAGAACAUUUUGGCACAAGCAGAAACAGUAUUAGUAUUGGAUCAGUUGGGAAUGGGGAUCAGCAUCCAAUUUACGAUCAUAGAAGAUGGAGAUGUGAUUGUUGUGUGUUAGAUGGUUUUCUGGAUGCUUGCAGAAAGUCUGCAGUCAAAGAGGGUAGCUGGGUGCAGCUCUUUUGCAAAUCUGGAAUGAGCUUUAAGAGCAACCUAAAUCAAACAGUUAUUUGCCAUUUGUAUCUUGAUGGCCAACAGAUUGAAAUCAAUCAUUGCCACGUCAUACUAUAUGAGGUUCCAACCUUUGGCAGAAACCAUUUUUCACUGGGUGUGGAUGCACCUCGUAAGUUGAAGGCUUCUUUCAAAAAGCCAAAUUGGAUAAAUGAUUUGCAAAAGCAACCGUCAUUUCUUGAUUUGGAUUCAAUUCUUUUGGCGCUCAAUUGUUCAAAUGCAGCUAGACUACCGGUCAUUCAGGAAUGCUCUGCCAGCAGCUCUGGGGCUUAUUUUGUCUUUGCAUCUGUAUAUGAUGUCUUAGUUCAAGUGACAUGGCACUGCAUGGGAAUAUUUUUGGCUUCAGCAUCAACUAUUCUCUACAUCAUGAUUCUAGUGUUCCAGAAAUGUUUAAGCCAUAUGUCUCAGUACUUGAUGCUACAUAAGGUUUUCAAACAUUCGUGGAGUAACAUUCAUCUUCGCAGUUGUCAAAUUCUUUACUGGCCAUUUGUCCUCCAAGAUACCUCCCUAAGGUUGCACACUAGACACAACUUAUCAUAUACUCAAGUUCAGAUUACUAAGCUUCACUUUAAUUGUCCUUGGUUCAGCUCCACUAUGAAUGUCGAGUAUGCACACAAAGCUGCAAUUCGGAAGCAUGCUUUGUGGUCAAGUAUCGCUGUGGAUCUCCUGAUGGGUUUUGUCCUUGGAGCAGCAUUUUUAUUAAAUACAGAGACUAUUUGUAUUUGGACUGUUGCUCUUGUCCACCACAUGACAGAUGCGAUCUUGCGAUCUGGUUGUGUGUGGUUGAUGGGUGUUCCAGCUGGCUUUAAGCUGAAUACAGAAUUAGCAGAGCUUUUAGGCAUGAUUUCUCUCAAUGCAAUUCAAAUUUACUCUACCCUUUGGUUCUUCGUGGGAGGCUACCUGAGGCAUAUAAUUCAAGGCAUUGCAUUUUCUGGAAUCAUUUUAGGUCUGACAGCUCCAGUUUCAUUCUUUAUUGAUAUUAUCCAGCUUGCUACAUUGCAUGUUACCAUGCUUCACUGGUUAAUAUCAUCGAUAUAUUCAAGACAGAUUCAGACGGUAGCAUCCUUGUGGCGUCUUUUCAGAGGGCGCAAAUGGAAUCCUCUUAGGCAGAGGUUAGAUAGCUAUGACUACACAGUUGAACAACAUGUGGUUGGUUCCUUGCUGUUUACACCAGUUCUACUUCUUAUACCUACAACUUCUGUAUUCUAUGUAUUCUUCUCUAUCUUGACAACAACUGUUAUCUGGGUGUGUGUGAUGCUGGAAAUUGCAAUCACUGUAAUCCAAUCUACUCCAUAUGCUGAGUUAACUCUAUGGGUGAUGAGGAGGCAAAGAUUUCCUGCUGGAAUAUUUUUCCUUCAUGUGCCAUCAAGUGGACGUGCUUUUGAAGAUGAUGACCUAUCAACCCAUCAAAUCAGAGGUUGCAGUGAAACGAAAACAAAGGAUGCCGUUCAUGGACAAUCAGAAACAUUAGUUUCAGAACUUAACUGCAACUAUGCCACUCUUGUCCAAGUAAUCAGAUCAAAUUAUGAGAGAGUUUUCAACAGGACUGGUUUCUCCUUCUGCAAACAAUUGGCAUACGGGAUCCUUAGUGGUGAAAGGGUACCUUCAUCGUUGCAACUGCAGCCGUCUCCUUCAUUUCCCUGGAUGAACAUUGGCAUUACAGAAUACUGGAUGCAUUGCCAUGGUUCUGUCCUUUCAUGUGCACCGAAGAGGUGACAGAGUGAAGUUUUGCAUUAGCUGCCUGACCCAGUGACAAAUCCAGUUUUGAUUGCCUAACUCAGCAGCAUGAUUUAGAUCAUGUAUGGCUGCAUCUAGAUCUUUUGGCACACAUGACCAGGUUUUGUUGUCCCACCCUGGGUAUCAUCAUCAGUAAUGAUGCCUCACCCUGGGUUAUAUCUUGCAUAUUACUCAGCUUUCAUAUUUUAACUUUCAUGCGUGCAUCAGCUUUUAUACAAUCAUAGUUGUCACAUUUGGGCUGACCCAUGUUUUCAUAUGAUUCAGUGAUAUACUUGUUUUUUAUCAUAAUUUUUUAUUUACAAUUUGGAUUUGCAUACGGAUUCCACCAGUGGAUAUUUUCACACGAAAAAAGAUGUUGAUGAA
Messenger RNA from Panicum hallii, 2827 nucleotides. RefSeq lists its product as uncharacterized. Gene Ontology annotation, cellular component: membrane. The record is from RefSeq and is a predicted model, not a curated record. NCBI's taxonomy places the organism in Eukaryota, Viridiplantae, Streptophyta, Magnoliopsida, Poales, Poaceae. Gene Ontology annotation, biological process: GPI anchor biosynthetic process. Bases 152 to 2443 code for a protein of 763 amino acids. The transcript is spliced from 10 exons.